AUGCUGUCGCUCGCCCGUCUCUCGCUUGUUCUCCUGCUCUGCAUCGACGCGACAUUCGCCUGGCCUGAAGGACCGCAAGCACGGAGGCUCGUCGUCGACCUCGAGAAGCGGUCGACUGUAAGGCUGCCGUUUGUCCAGCGGAUUUCGUCGAGCAAGGCGGCGGCGUCUUCGUUGGCGGCGGCUGCUUCUUCCUCUACCAAGACGACUGCACUCACGACAACGACGACGAGCUCUCCUACGACGACGCCACCUCCUCAGACGACUUCUAGCCGGACAACGACGUCUUCCGUGGCUCCGUCGACGACUUCCACACCCUCGACGACGUCUCGAGCUUCAACGACGACCGCACCCCCUUCUACGACCACUACCACAACAACGAGUACGACGACCACACCUGCUUGCGCGGCGACUUACCGCGGGGGGCCUUUCACCAUCUCUGGAACGGGAACCCUCCCCAAACCUACAACUUUCGUUAAGCGCAGUGGACAGCAACUCACCCUCAACGGCGGAAACUUCCGAAUUGCGGGACCGAACAUCUACUGGCUGUGCCAGGACGAGAACUCGGGACCUGCAUGGGGUUACUGGACCGACAAAGGCCGCGUCCGCGAAGCCCUCGCCAUCGCCGUCGCCAUGGGCGCCAACACCGUCCGCCUCAUGUCGUGCGGCGUGUCAGUCGGGUCGAACAAUCCUUACAACCUGGAGUUGUCGAACGGGAACUGGCAGGACGUUGCGUGGGAUAUUAGGGAUUAUGUGAUCUAUGCUGCGGGACAGUAUGGGUUGAGGAUCGUCCUGCCUCUCACGGACAACUACAAUUACUACCACGGCGGCAAGUACUCCAUCCUAGGUUUCUCGGGCGCCUCGACAGCCAACAAAGGUGCCGCCUUCUACACCGACUCCAACACGAUCAAUAUCUACAAAGCGUAUAUCCAGAAGUUCCUCCAGCACACGAACGUCUACAACGGGAAGCGCUACGCGGACGAUCCGACCAUUCUCGCCUGGGAGACAGGUAACGAGCUUGGAGGCUACAUGAACGCCGAGAUGUGGCCACCUUCGUCGUGGACUUCGGCGAUCGUGAGCGCUAUCAAGGCGGUGGAUGGGAAUCAUCUGAUCAUUGACGGCACGAACGGCAUCUGGAACUACACGACCGGCGCGACUCCCGCCGGCCUCAACGUCGCAGGCAUAGACAUCGUUUCCGACCACUCAUACCCUCGCAAAACGGAUAUCCUCUCGAAAGAACUUGGGAUCGCUUCGGCGGCCAAGAAGGGUUUCUUGAUCGGCGAAUUCGACUGGACCGCCGCCGGAGGAGGCGUCUCGCUCCCGACCUACAUGAGCGCGAUCGAGCAGAGCGGGUCGUACCUCGGCUCGAUGAUGUGGUCUGUGUUUGGACACGAUGCACAGUGCUGCAACUAUGUCACGCACAACGACGGGUACUCCCUCUACUACCCUCAAGGACCCAACUCCGCCGCAGACCAAUCCAACGCCCUCCUCGUCGUCCAACACUUCUACCGCCUAACCGGCCGCUCGCCUCCCUCAUCCAUGCCGGGCGUUGCAUGCCCUCAACCAGUCUUCUAG
Molecule: messenger RNA, 1572 nt
Organism: Rhodotorula toruloides NP11
Lineage: Eukaryota; Fungi; Basidiomycota; Microbotryomycetes; Sporidiobolales; Sporidiobolaceae
Product: (1-4)-beta-mannan endohydrolase
Exons: 16
Coding region: 1-1572 (523 amino acids)
Molecular function (GO): hydrolase activity, hydrolyzing O-glycosyl compounds
Source: RefSeq, a predicted model, not a curated record